GAUCCGUCUGGUUCCGUAGCUUGGGAGAAGCUGAGUAGGGAGACCGGAGCGGGCCGGGGAGCCGGCGAACACUGGGCCGCAUUGGAGGAGAUAGAGAGGCCUGGCCUCUGCGUCCGCUAGAAGCAUGGUGAUGGCGUACUUCGUGGAGAAUUUCUGGGGGGAAAAGAAUAAUGGAUUUGAUGUGCUAUAUCACAACAUGAAACAUGGCCAGAUAUCAACGAAGGAGCUCUCUGAAUUUAUCCGUGAAAGGUCGACAAUUGAAGAGGCUUAUUCCCGGUCAAUGACAAAACUUGCCAAGACUGCGAACAAUUAUACACAACUUGGGACCUUUGGAGCUGUCUGGGAUGUCUUUAAAACUUCAACAGAAAAACUUGCUGGCUGUCACCUAGAACUUGUCAAGAAAUUACAGGACCUCAUUAAAGAGCUACAAAAAUAUGGGGAAGAGCAACUGAAGUCCCAUAAAAAGACAAAGGAGGAAGUGGCCGGAACCUUGGAGGCUGUACAGAACAUUCAGAGUAUUACUCAAGCGCUGCAGAAAGCCAAGGAAAUGUACAACAUCAAGUGUGUGGAACAGGAGAGGCUGAAAAAGGAAGGUGCAGCCCAGAAAGAGAUAGAAAAGGCAUCACUAAAGGCCAAAAAAGCUACGGAAAGCUACAAGGGCUGUAUCGAGAAAUACGCUGCUGUAAAAUCUGACUUUGAGCAGAAGAUGGCAGAGACUGCACAGAAAUUCCAAGACAUCGAAAAGGCGCAUCUCAUUCGGGUUAAAGAUAUCAUUGGUUGCUUUUCUCAUUCUGUCAGUGAGGUUCACAUUCAGAUCGGCCAGGUUCAUGAAGAAUUUAUUAAUAACAUGGCCAACAUCACAGUAGAAAGCUUACUGGAAAAGUUUGCAGAGUCUAAAGGCACUGGAAAAGAAAGGCCCGGUCUCAUUGAGUUUGAAGCAUGCAACACAGCCAUUGCAGUAGAAAGUUUGAGGACAAAGAAAAGAAAGCCAUUUGCGCUUCCAACGAUAAUCAGGAAGGAGAAGGAUAUAGAAUCUGUAGAAAAUGCAGAUUCUGACUCAAUAAAUGUUCAUCGAGUCGAUGAGGAAGGGUUUAGUAUAAAACCAGAAGAUAACCAGAAUGAUACCAAAGAAAAUCAUUUUUACUCCUCAAGUGAUUCUGAAUCAGAAGAUGAUGGGCCUAAAAAAUUUCACGUUGAGAUCAAACCUGUGCAGCCUAAUAAUGGCUCCCAUCAUACUAUGGCCUCGCUGGAUGAACUGAAGGUUUCUAUAGGAAAUAUAUCCAUCUCACCAGCACCUUCUAGGCAAAGCCCGGCACAGAUGAUCCGGAAUGCUUCAAGUGAAGAGAUGACCAAACUAAAAAUGCCAGGAACAGAUAGAGGCAACAGUGAUCUUCUGGCCUGGGACCCAUUGUUUGGCAACUCAGUCGAGUCCUCGUCUCUUUCAUCAUCCACUUCUACAGUGUCACCACCUGCACGACCAACCACACCACACUCUGUAGGCACAAUCAUACCACCUCCGCGACCUCCAUCAAGACCAAAGCUUCCCUCAGGCAAACUCAGUGGAAUUAUUGAAGUACCGCGACCGUUCAGUCCCCCCGUGACAUCUAACACUAGCCCCCCUUCCUCGGCUUCUUUGCCGCGUGCGGAAAGUUCUUCUUCAAUAUCCUCGUCUGCUUCAAUUAGUGCAGCAAAUACUCCCACUUUUGGUAUAUCCCGUGGGCCCAGUCCAGUUACCUUAGGAACUCAGGACACUCUACCUGUUGCUGUAGCGCUGUCAGAGUCUGUUAAUGCUUACUUCAAAGGAGCAGACCCAGCAAAAUGUAUUGUCAAGAUUACUGGGGAUAUGACGGUGUCAUUUCCAACUGGAAUUAUUAAAGUGUUCACAAGUAACCCCUCUCCAGCAGUGCUUUGCUUCAGGUUAAAAAACACCAGCAAACUUGAGCAGAUUCUACCAAAUACUCAGCUUCUAUACAGCGAUCCUUCUCAGAGCGAUAACAACUGUAAAGACUUCUGGAUGAAUAUGCAAGCAGUCACUGCCUACCUCAAGAAAUCUUCUGAGCAGAACCCAUCUGCCUCCUAUUAUAAUGUGGACAUUUUAAAAUACCAGGUGUCAUCAAAUGGAAUUCAGUCUACACCUCUAAACCUCGCCACCUACUGGAAGUGUAACCCCACCACUACAGAUGUCAGGCUGGAUUACAAGUACAACCCGGAGUCCAUGGCAGUACCCAGUGCAUUAUCAAAUAUACAGGUUGUGGUGCCAGUGGAUGGUGGUGUCGCAAACAUGCAGUCCAUACCUACUGCAAUAUGGAAUGCUGACCAGAUGAAAGCCCUGUGGAAAAUAUCUUCACUCUCAGAAAAAUCUGAAAAUGGAGGAUCGGGAUCACUCAGGGCAAAAUUUGAUAUCUCAGAAGGACCUAGCAACCCAAGCACUCUGGCAGUGCAGUUUGUCAGUGACAGCAGCACCCUGUCUGGUGUGGACAUUGAACUAGUGGGCACAGGUUAUCGCCUUUCUUUAGUGAAAAAGAGGUUUUGCACAGGAAGAUACAUGGCUGACUGUUGACGCUUUUAACUUAAUUUAAUUUUUAAUCACGGGAUGUAAGCAAGCCGCUUUCCUGUUAAUUUAUCGGAAAUCUUCCACAUGCUGUUUUAAUUAUAGAUAUAUAUAUAUAUUUUAAUUCUUGACUUGUUUAGAAGGUAUUUCUAUAUUGCUGCCAACUACAGAGUAUACAAAUGCACUUUUUAUGAGUCAUUUUGUGGAAUAUCUCAUCGAUUUAUGUUGUAGCACUGAAGUUUUCUGCAGUCGUGGUCAAAAUUCAGCUAUAAAAAAAAAAAAAAAAGUUUAUUUGUGUAAAGGCAAAAUGUUCCUAUACAAACCACCAUUGUUUUAUCAA
Molecule: messenger RNA, 2891 nt
Organism: Nanorana parkeri
Lineage: Eukaryota; Metazoa; Chordata; Amphibia; Anura; Dicroglossidae
Gene: FCHO2
Product: FCH domain only 2
Exons: 26
Coding region: 125-2560 (811 amino acids)
Biological process (GO): clathrin coat assembly; synaptic vesicle endocytosis; clathrin-dependent endocytosis
Cellular component (GO): clathrin-coated vesicle; clathrin-coated pit; plasma membrane
Source: RefSeq, a predicted model, not a curated record